Molecule: messenger RNA, 2249 nt
Organism: Lathyrus oleraceus (garden pea)
Lineage: Eukaryota; Viridiplantae; Streptophyta; Magnoliopsida; Fabales; Fabaceae
Product: probable protein phosphatase 2C 35
Exons: 4
Coding region: 607-1872 (421 amino acids)
Biological process (GO): protein dephosphorylation
Molecular function (GO): cation binding; protein serine/threonine phosphatase activity
Source: RefSeq, a predicted model, not a curated record
AUGAUUGGAAUAUGAGCUUUUUACACACACAAACCCAAACAUGCACUCAUAGAAUAGAAUCUCUUAAAUCAAAUGAUGUAUUAUACCUGUGACUCUGUCUCUCUCUAUCUUUAUCUGUCACUCUCAUUCUCUUUCAAUCUCUCCAUUUUUCUCUUGGACUCUUGCUUCUUACCUCACCUUUCCUUCGAUUCCCUCUCUCCUUUUUCACCUUCUGCACUUCAAAACAAACUUACAAUCCUUCCUUUCCUUUUCACAUUACCCCACUUCACACGUCCUCCUUGCAAAAACCAACAAAAUCUCUCUCUAGGGUUUUAUCACUUUUUUCAUUUCACCCCUUUUUUGUUUUUGUGGCUCUUUUCAACUCAUUCUCUAUUUUUGUUCACUACCCUUUUCUUUUUAUCAUUUUGUAAUCACAAUUCCAAUCUCAAAAUCCUAUCUUUGCUGAUUUUGUUUCUAGGGUUUGUUUGUUCAUUCAUGUUCUUCAAAAUCUGAUUUUGAAGUACAAUGCUGUUUUUUAGAAGCUUUUAAGCUUAUGAAUUUAGCCCAGAAUUGCAUUUUUUGAGAUUCAGUUUGUGUUUUUUUAGAAGUUUAGGUUCUAUUUCACACAUGGGUUGUGUUCAUGGAAAGUGUUGUAGUCGUUACCCUGCACCAUCAAUUGGUGGUUCUAGGGAUUAUAGAGAGCUUGGUCCGCAAAGGAAGCAUGUUCUCACACAGAGAUCACUUCAUUUUGUUGAUGUUCCUUCUCACAACUUCACUGUGGAGUAUUCUGUUUUUACACAGAGAGGUUACUACCCUGACUCACCUGAUAAAGAGAAUCAAGAUUGUUAUUGUGUAAAGAGUCAAUUGCAAGGUAACCCUAAUGUUCAUUUCUUUGGUGUUUUUGAUGGACAUGGUGAAUUUGGGGGACAGUGUUCUAAUUUUGUUAAGAAUAGGUUGGUAGAAAAACUGUCGAAUGAUUCUGCGUUGUUAGAGGAUCCUGUUAAGGCUUAUAAUUCAGCUUUUUUGGAUACUAAUGAUGAAUUGCAUAAGAAUGAGAUUGAUGAUUGUAUGAGUGGUACUACCGCGAUUACGGUUCUGGUUAUAGGGGAUAUGCUUUAUGUUGCGAAUGUUGGUGAUUCGAGGGCGGUGUUGGCUGUUAAAGAUGGGAAUAGAAUUGUUGCUGAGGAUUUGUCUUCUGAUCAGACACCGUUUCGGAGAGAUGAAUAUGAGAGAGUGAAGCUUUGCGGUGCUAGGGUCUUGAGUGUUGAUCAGGUGGAAGGGCAUAAGGAUCCGGAUAUUCAAAGUUGGGGCGAUGAAGAGAGUCAGGGCGACGAUCCUCCGCGAUUGUGGGUUCAGAAUGGGAUGAUUCCGGGAGCUGCUUUUACAAGGAGUGUAGGGGAUAGUUUGGGUGAGACUAUCGGGGUUAUUGCGGUUCCGGAGGUGUUAACGGUUCAGCUUACGCCGAAUCAUGUUUUCUUUGUUGUUGCAAGUGAUGGUGUAUUUGAGUUCCUAUCAAGCCAAACUGUUGUUGAUAUGGCCGCAAGUUAUUCAGAUCCCCGUGAUGCGUGUGCUGCCAUUGCUGGAGAGUCUUAUAAAUUAUGGUUGGAACAUGAAGGUCGAACAGACGAUAUAACAAUUAUCAUUGUUCAGAUCAAAGGCCUGUCUAACUCAGGUACAUCUGAAUACGGAUCAGGAGAGAUCAAUUUCAGCACUGUAACAAAAGUCAAGAAGGGAAAGGGAACUUCUGGUGUAUCUGCUACCAACGGUCUAGAUGUUCACCGUGCCAUGAGGACUGGUUUACCCGAUUCACUGUCCUGUCAGCACGUGGUCUCGUCGAGAAGCCAAGCCAUAGUGGUUCCCUCUCCCACAUGUCAAAGUCCAGUUGAAUUGUGAUCGAAAAGAAGCGCUUUUAGGUGGUACAUAUCUAAGUUCUAUCUUUUUUGAGCCUUCUGCAGUACCAAUAUAUCAUUCAUUAAGUCGAAAUGCCGCCGAAGGUAGAAGAGGUGCAUUAUCUUAUCAGCUGAAGGAGUUCUUCUCUUGGACUUUUAGAAAGCAUACUUCCUAUUUUUAAUGUUUUGCUAAUUCUAAGAUAACAUGUCAUUUAACUACAUAGAAGCACUUGAGAAUACACCUAGUUUGAAAGUGGAUGUAUAAAGAAGUUGAAAUAAAAGGAGAGUCUAAACUUGACUACCACUUACAUUGAAUUAUAUUGGUGAAUGUAUUUGAUUAUAAGAAUGCUCGCAAAUGAAGGUUGACUAAGUUACUGGUAA